CGCUGGGGAGAACAUGCAAAUUCCACACAGACUGUUAUAUUAAGAAUGACUUAACUGCUAACAGGCUGCCUGCUAUACUAUUGGUGGACAAUGUAUUUGAUUACAUUUGAUUAAAGCAGCACCAGAACAUUUAAGAUUUUGAGUACCUCACUGUUUCUUAAAUAUAUUACUAUAAAGGUGUUAUUUUUAAGACAAGCAAAUUGAUACCAUGUUGUCUGUCCCAUGUCACAUUCGAAACUAGGGCAACGUGUCGCUUUUAGUAUUCAUCAAGCCGCCUUCAGUUCAAGACGCGUAUGGUACAGACUUUUUGUCCGAAUGCGUCUCCCAAAUUAGCUAAUACAUGGGACACGAGAAUUACAUUGUUACUGUCAUACUCAAUCGGAAAAUUAUUUUUAUUUUAUUUUGCAAAUGAAAUAGGUGUUUAAUUUCAUUAACUGUGAAACAAAUCGAUUAGUAUUUGCAAAUGGAGAAAAGCUUCCAUUCAUUAAAAAAAAGAAAAGGCGCACGCGCUUUUCGUUCGUUUGCAACUUACAAUUUUCCACCAUUGUUUGUGACUCACAUAAAAUGAUUUGUUUUUCUAAAUAUAACUAUAAUUUGGAACAGUAAGCUUGUCUUUUCGGUAUCUUAAACCUUACUCUUGCAGUCUUAUCAAUUAGCCCCCUCCCGUCUGUAACUGCCUCUUAAACCUGGGUCUGAUAGGGUAGACAAGCGCGGGGAUAAUAGAAGGCGAAACCGCUUUCAGCCGGAUUCUUGUGUGGAGGAGCUGGUUGGCUCGGACUUUAUAUUAAGCGGUUUGCUGAGUCUUAGCUGCAGCAUCCUUUUAGACCGAUCUGUAUGUGCGAGUUGUUAGAAGCAUGUGCAGUUGUUUUAAAAAAUAACAUUAUCAGGCUUUUAUAUACGGGCAGUUUCUUUAUCGUGCGUCUGUAUUAAUAAGACAAAAGAGGUGCACGCGUGGAGCACUUUUCGCCUGUGCUACUGGAUACAUUGCGAGGACAUUCUCAUUUUAUUGACCAGACCCGCUGGCUUUUGUUCAUCCUAGUUUGUCGUGCGUUUUCAGGUUGUAGCUCAUCUUCUCAUCGGAGCUACGAUCCCUUAGUAGCGCAGUAUAGAAACGGAGCAUCUGGGUCCUUAGCUUCUAAAAGUGAGCCACCGCUUUUCCGAAAAUGUGCACCCGGCUUUGGUUCGUCACUGACCGCAGAAUCUUCGAAGAUUACCCCCAGAGAGAGAUCUACCGAGCUCUGCAGUCCCGCUGUACUGAUGAGGAGAUUGAAUUCAGGCGGGUCCUGAUGGACGAGAUGGUUAUUACCAUUGAAAUGGGUAAUUUAGGUUUACGGAUCAAUGGUGAAUCUGUUACAGCCUACCCACAAGUGGCAGUAGUACGUGUUCCUACACCCUGGGUCCAGAGUGACAGUGAUAUCACUGUGCUUAGGCACCUGGAGAAGAUGGGUUGCCGAUUAAUGAAUAGACCCCAGGCUAUCCUAAACUGUGUUAACAAGUUCUGGACAUUUCAGGAGCUUGCAGGGCAUGGGAUCCCUUUACCAGACACUUUUUCUUAUGGCGGCCACGAUAACUUUGGAAAGAUGAUUGAUGAAGCAGAAGCUUUGGAGUUCCCAUUGGUGGUUAAAAAUACAAGGGGACACAGAGGAAAAGCUGUAUUCCUGGCCAGAGAUAAACCUCACCUCUCUGACCUUACACAUCUAAUCCGCCAUGAUGCUCCAUAUUUGUUUCAGCAGUAUGUUGAGGAGAGCCAUGGACGUGACAUACGUGUCAUUGUGGUAGGAGGGAGAGUAGUAGGAACAAUGCUGCGUUGCUCCACAGAUGGCAGGAUGCAAAGCAAUUGCUCACUUGGUGGUGUUGGAAUGAUGUGCACUCUAAGCGAACAGGGCAAGCAACUUGCCAUCCAAGUUUGCAAUAUCCUAGGCAUGGACGUCUGUGGGAUCGACUUGCUGACCAAGGCAGAUGGUUCUUUCAUGGUGUGUGAAGCAAAUGCUAAUGUGGGCUUUAUUGCUUUUGACCGUGCCUGCAACUUGGAUGUAGCUGGAAUAAUUGCAGACUAUGCCCUGUCCCUGCUUCCUUGCCGUGGCCUACUUACCAGACGCAUGUCUCUCCUCUCUGUGGUGUCCAGCACCAGCAGUGAAGUCAGUGAAGAAGCAGAUGGUCAGGGAACAGUGGGCCUCCUUCCAGGAGAUAAUUUGUCCAGUGCUUCAUUGGACAGCAAUGAGGAGAUGCAGUCAGCAGGGUUUAACAUCAACUUUAAUCAACUGAAACUUCUGGUAGAAUGAAGUGUUUUAGGGGUAAGGACUGAUUCUAGAAUAACUGGCUACACCCAUUACUUCAAAGAUUUUUUUUUUUUUUUUUUUUGUUAUAUAUAUAUAUUUUUUUUUAAUACACUAGUGGCUUGACCCUAGUGAAAUGAGUGGCAUGAGUUUCUGUAUGGAACUUUUUAGUGUUUCUGUUAAUGUGUUUAUUUUCAAAAAUCUUAAUCGCUUCUGAGUGACUGAAAUGGAAAUAGAGGUUAACAGUCUUAUUUUAAAGCUGCUAGUGUCAAUGUGAAUGCUGAUAUUCUGAACACUGACAAAUAUACCCACAUUUGUGUCUGGGGAAUUUGAGCCAUUCUCUGCACACUUUAAAAAGCUCUGAAGGCUUUUAAGAUGCUUUUUCCCCUUCCCACACAACUAGAAAAAUUAGGUUUUAAUUUUCUGUGGCCUAAGGUCAUGUAAGGAUACCUUUUUAUUUUUAAUUAUAAAUCUAUCAUUUUAAAGUGGUUAGGUAUGCUUAAUUUCUGGCAUGUCUUCAGCUGUGCUGCAUAAUGAAGUCUCCUCCCAUCUGACAAUUUACCAUGUAACUCUUAAGUAUUUGCUGCAGCAAUUUCCUAUUUUGAACAUAAAUUGGAAACAUUUUGUAGUUUCUUGGACAUUACAGAUACUUGGUUUUGAAAAAGGUUUAUGAAUAAAAUACAGCCCUUACAGUUUAUGCAGACAUCUGUCUAGGCCAUAUCUUUCCAAUGGUUCUGAUAAACCACUUGUUUAAUACUUCAAUUAAGCUGGUCUUUAAAAAUAACUUUUUACUCAUUUGUCCUUUAGCCUUAAAAAAAUACAUAUUUUUUUUUUAACCCCCAAAGUAAAACAGUGCACCCCUCAUAACAGUGCUGGUCUAGAGAUGUGAUGCUAUGGUUCACAUGGACAUUCCUAAUCCUUGUUAACACUAAAUUAUGGAUUUAUUUAUUUAUUUUUUUAAAAUAAACUCCCUACUUUUUUUCCCCCAAUCCCUGCUAUAGUAUUUUCUUUAGCAAGACUUCUCAAUAUCAAAUUAGAAUCCAAGUGUAAGCUAAACAGGAGCUCUGUGUCCAUAUGCUACUUGUUUCCAUUUUUAUAUCAAGUCCGUUAAACAA
Erpetoichthys calabaricus (reedfish) is the source of this 3391-nucleotide messenger RNA. RefSeq names its product beta-citrylglutamate synthase B-like. Gene Ontology annotation, biological process: protein modification process. Bases 1164 to 2282 code for a protein of 372 amino acids. The transcript is spliced from 5 exons. Lineage: Eukaryota; Metazoa; Chordata; Cladistia; Polypteriformes; Polypteridae. Gene Ontology annotation, cellular component: cytoplasm. The record is from RefSeq and is a predicted model, not a curated record. Gene Ontology annotation, molecular function: metal ion binding; ligase activity, forming carbon-nitrogen bonds; ATP binding.